This is a messenger RNA of Acaulospora morrowiae, 1671 nucleotides long. The record is from the annotation of a GenBank genome assembly. Lineage: Eukaryota; Fungi; Glomeromycota; Glomeromycetes; Diversisporales; Acaulosporaceae.
CCAAGAGAAAAUUACUUUAAGGAGUUUAACCACUCAGAAUGGUCACUUGUCGGUUUCUUGAGGUGGAGGUCACAAUACUCCGAUUUCUGUGACAAGUCAACCGAACAUAGCGCAUGGAAAAAGCUUAUUAUCGACAUUGCCGGUAAUGCCAACGUAUAUGGACACCCUGCGUCGGAAAGAGCUUAUAAAUUGGCAUCUGAUUUUAAGGAUGCCUCUGUUUAUUGCUGGACACGUUUGGAUUGGUCCCUGUGCCAGCCCAAUGCUUUAACAGACCAUGAAUUUCAGUAUUCUAGUAGGAUGCCUCUGUCUAUUGCUAGACAAGCUUGCUUGGUUCCUAUGCCAGGCCAAGUGAUGGUCCCCGUGCUUUGUCUAGACGACAAAGAAUCAGAAGUAGUACUGAAGUUUUGGGAUGAAUAUCAUAUCUUAGGAAAUAUCAUAAAGGAGACCAGACGACGAAUGGCGAUUUCUGAUCUCAAAUACGCUGUCAACAAAUCUGAAGAAGCGUCAGUUCAUUCCAGUGUAAUUGGAGAAAGGCGAUACAAUAUUCUGCAAGAUAGUCCAUUUUUUGGACCUUCUAUGAAGCGUAAAGACUCAGAAAUUCCAGACUUGAAAGAUCCAACAGAUCCAUUGUUUAAUAACAAUAGCUCAAAGAAAUCACGCUAUAAGAAAGAUGAGGAUGAAGAAGAGUUGAAGUGUUUCACGAAAAAUUCUUAUGAAACUAUUGAAGAUACACUGGUGAGCCAAAUUGAUAAAGAGUUGACUCAAAUUGAUAACGAGUUGAAUAAUGCACUGGCGAGUCAAAUUGAUAACGAAGAGGAAAUGGAGUUGACUAAUGAAGAUUUCGAAGAAAGAUUAAACGCUGCAGAUAUCAUCAACAUAAGUGAUAAUAAUUCCUUAAUAAAUAAACUUUUUGACGAACUAAAAGCAACUGCUCAAUCUCAAUCUUUGCCUCGCAAUAAUGUUGAUGGGCUUAAAGAAUGGAUUAAAAAAAUUUACACAUUGCAAGCCGGACAUGGGGAAAAACUCGAUUGGUUAAUGGAUGAGAACACAUACACAUCUACGAUCGUGUCUCCUGAUUUUGAGAUUUUGAAGUUAUGCUUUCCGAAUUUGUUUAUUAGCAGAUGGAAUGAAAACGAAGUUCCUUCAUCUAAAUGGCGUCGUAGAUUGAUCUACGGUGUUGCUUCUGCACGUAAGGCAGAUGGCAUUCUUUUUAAUUAUGACAAUGUUGACCAAGAGUUCUUAAUCUUUGAGAACAUCGGCCCACCAUCAAAGAUAAAGAAACCCAAAUAUUAUGCGGAUCUUUUAAAGUGCUUUCGAAACUCUGUGGACGCAAUAUGUAAAACUUUUUGGAAUGGAAAUGGAGACGUAGAAUUGGCAAAGAAAUAUUACGUAUUAGCAUAUGUGUUGCACGGGAAGGAAGGCGAACUGUUUAGAUUGAACUUAGGUGCUCCUAAAACAUUUGUCGCAGAAAAGAUACCAAAAGUCAAUUACUCUUUUGAGUAUGCGACCUUCCCUAGUAUUGUCGACAUUAUUGAUCUCCUUUUCACUGUUAAGGCUGUAUUCGAAUCCAACCAAGACGUUUUUCAUGAUUACACCAUGUCAUGUAUGGAAACGACUACACAAUUUACACCAGUUCGGGAGUGGCUUAGUUUAAAUAGAGACAGUCUUUGA